GCCCGGUUGCUGUGCUGGCUCUACAUCAUUAGAAAAAUAUGUAACCUCCAACGAGUUCCCAGAUGAUACUCUGAACUUCAUCAAAACACAUCCACUGAUGGACGAGGCUGUACCUUCCCUUGUCAAUCGACCCUGGUUCCUGAGAACGAUGGUCAGAUACCGCCUGACCAAAAUUGCUGUGGACUCUGCUGCUGGGCCGUUUCAGAACUACACCGUGGUUUUCUUGGGAUCAGAGAAGGGAAUCAUCCUGAAGUUCUUGGCACGGACAGGAAACAGUGGUUUCCUAAAUGAUAGCCUUUUCCUGGAGGAGAUGAACGUUUACAAUCCUGAAAAGUGCAGCUACGAUGGCGUGGAGGACAAGCGGAUAGUGGGCAUGCAGCUUGACAAGCCCAGCAGCGCCCUGUACGUCGCCUUCUCCACCUGUGUCAUCAAGGUUCCCCUUGGACGUUGCGAACGUCACGGCAAAUGCAAAAAGGCCUGCAUUGCAUCCAGAGACCCCUACUGUGGAUGGGUGAAGGAGAGCGGGGCAUGCAUGCAGCUGGUCCUUGGCUCCAAACUGGCAUUUGAACAGGACAUAGAUCAUGGCAAUACAGAUGGCCUGGGUGACUGCCAAAAUUCCUUCGUAGCCCUGAAUGACAUUUCAACUGCUCCACCUGAUCAUGAAAUGUCUUACAACACACUGUAUGGACACUCCAGUUCCCUAGUCCCAAGCACCACCACUUCCGACUCUCGCGCCCGACAGGGUUAUGAUGCUAGGGGACGCAUGCUGGAUUGGAAGGAUCUGCUUGGUUCAUCUGAAAAUACAGACCCAUAUGUGGCAGUUUCAUCCCAUAAUCAUCAAGACAAGAAGGGAGUGAUUCGUGAGAGUUACCUGAAGGGUCAUGAUCAGCUGGUGCCGGUCACCCUGUUGGCCAUUGCUGUUAUCCUUGCUUUUGUCAUGGGGGCCGUCUUUUCGGGAAUCAUAGUGUACUGCAUCUGCGACCAUCGCCGCAGAGACGUGGCUGUUGUGCAGAGGAAGGAGAAGGAGCUGACCCACUCCCGCCGCGGCUCCAUGAGCAGUGUUACCAAGCUCAGUGGCCUCUUUGGAGAUGCUCAAUCCAAGGAGCCAAAGCCUGAAGCUAUCCUCACGCCUCUGAUGCACAAUGGCAAGCUGGCGACCCCAGGCAGCACUGCCAAGAUGCUAAUCAAAGCUGGCCAGCACCAUCUGGACCUGGCUGCCCUGCCAACCCCUGAGUCCACCCCAACCCUGCAACAGAAGAGAAAGCCCAGCCGUGGCAGCAGGGAAUGGGAGAGAAACCAGAACCUCAUCAACGCCUGCACAAAAGAUAUCCCCCCAAUGGCCUCGCCUGUGAUCCCAACCGACCUGCCGCUCAGGGCUUCUCCUAGCCACAUUCCCAGUGUUGUGGUCCUGCCCAUAGCCCAGCAAGGCUACCAGCAUGAGUACGUUGACCAGCCAAAAAUGAGUGAUGGGGCUCAGAUGUCUGUGGAGGACCAGAAUGCCACCCUUGAGUACAAAACUAUCAAGGACCAUCUCAGUAGCAAAAGCCCCAGCCACGGGGUUAACCUGGUGGAAAAUCUCGACAGCAUGCCACCAAAAGUACCCCAGCGGGAAGCUUCCCUCGGGCCCCCGAGCGCCUCGCUGUCGCAGAGUGGCCUGAGCAAGCGGCUGGAGAUGCACUCUUCUGCUUACAACGUGGACUACAAGAGAAGCUAUCCUACAAACUCGCUUACGAGAAGUCACCAGACAUCAACUCUCAAAAGAAACAACACUAACUCCUCUAACUCGUCCCACCUCUCCCGCAAUCAGAGCUUCAGCCGGGGCGACAACCCGCCGCCGGCCCCGCCGAGCCUCACCGCCUACAACUCACUGACGAGGUCAGGGUUGAAACGCACGCCCUCGCUAAAGCCAGACGUACCUCCCAAACCUUCCUUUGCUCCUCUCUCCACCUCCAUGAAGCCCAACGACGCAUGUACAUAA
Messenger RNA from Phaethon lepturus (White-tailed tropicbird), 1978 nucleotides. It is a transcript of the gene SEMA6A, whose product is annotated as sema domain, transmembrane domain (TM), and cytoplasmic domain, (semaphorin) 6A. The transcript is spliced from 11 exons. Lineage: Eukaryota; Metazoa; Chordata; Aves; Phaethontiformes; Phaethontidae. The record is from RefSeq and is a predicted model, not a curated record. Gene Ontology annotation, molecular function: chemorepellent activity; semaphorin receptor binding. The annotation marks the transcript as partial. Gene Ontology annotation, biological process: axon guidance; negative regulation of axon extension involved in axon guidance; semaphorin-plexin signaling pathway.